Lasiosphaeria miniovina is the source of this 324-nucleotide messenger RNA. RefSeq lists its product as uncharacterized. The transcript is spliced from 2 exons. Gene Ontology annotation, molecular function: oxidoreductase activity. The coding region runs from base 1 to 324 and encodes 107 amino acids. The record is from RefSeq and is a predicted model, not a curated record. Lineage: Eukaryota; Fungi; Ascomycota; Sordariomycetes; Sordariales; Lasiosphaeriaceae.
AUGUCUUCCAAGGAGGCAACCCACGCAAUCAAGGGCUUGCAAGCCACGCAGGCCCAUCCUCCGCUUCGGCUGGAGAUAGACGACUGGUACACCACGGCAAGCCCUGAUCACCAGCUCCAGGUGACCAUGUUUGUCCUCGCUCUCAUGAGGUUUCAGGCCAUGAGCAUUUACGGCUCUUCAUAUCUGCCAUGGCAUAAGAUCAACGGAGCUCAAAAGCGCAUGGUCGGGUAUUGCACUCACGAUAGCAUCUUGUUCGCUACCUGGCACCGCGUCUAUCUUCUCCUGUCCGAUGUAUCGGUGGCUGUGAUGGUUAUUGCAGACUAA